AUGGUGGACAACCCUGAAGUUGGCAUUCCCUGGUUGUACAAGGGUCUCAUUACUUGGGCAUUCUUCUGGGCAUUUCUUGAUGCGUAUUCCAUCGGAGCAAACGACGUUGCUAAUGCGUUUGCCAACUCUGUUGCUGCACGCACUAUCACCUAUCGCCAGGCUUGCUUGCUUGCCUGCAUCUUCGAAUUGAUUGGCUGCGUCGCGCUCGGAAGUGCCGUUACCGAUACAAUCAAGUCGAAGAUCACCAACGUGAGCUACUUCAAGAACGACCCAUACGUCCUCGCACUCGGUAUGAGCACUGUCAACAUCGGGUCUGGUUUGUGGGUCGUUAUCGCAACCGUGCUCAGUAUGCCUGUUUCCACUACCCACGCUGUGGUAGGAGCGGUACUUGGUAUCGGUAUUGCCGCAUGGGGAACAGGGGGCGUGAUCUGGAGUUAUGAAGCCAAGGGCUUCCUUCAGAUCGUGGCUUCUUGGUUCAUCUCUCCAUGUGUCUCGGGGGCUUUGUCUGCCAUCUUCUACCUCGUGACCAAGUUUGUCAUCCUCAAGAACCCUGAUGACGUCGCGGCGAGACGUGGCAUCGCCCUCCUCCCGUUGUACUUCUUCUUCGUGUUCGGUGUCAUUGCCGGGUUUAUGUGCAUGAAAGGUAUCCCCGCCCUCAAGAACACUCCCUACAAGGUCACGGUUCCUGUCACUGUUGCUAUCGGCAUCUUCUUCGGCCUCAUCGGCUAUAUCUUCUGCUUUACCAUCCCCAAAGGAGCUUAUGGGUAUGUAACUGAUCAGACUGCAACCAAAGACAUGGAAAGCGCCGUCGAGGGAGAUGUUGCAAUGCAACAGCAGUACAACGGGCAGGCGUUCGGUGAACCAGCACAGUACGCCAUCUCAGGUUCUGCCUUCGGAGAGAGCGAGAAAGGGAAGGGUGCGGAGGAGUCAGUGGGAUCGGACAGCAAUGACAGCGCUCUUGUUAAGGUUCUCAAAUAUAUCUCUCCUGGAAUGUUCAUGGACAUUGCUGAGCUUAGUGAGGAAGAUGCUGAUAUGCAUUCUCGUGCCUUCCAAGCCAACCCCAAGACGGAGGAGCUGUUCAAGAUCCUCCAGCUCUCCACCUGCUGCUUCUUCUCGCUGGCUCACGGUGCUAACGACCUUGCGAAUGCGGUUGGUCCCUUCGCGACUGUGUGGAUGGUGUACAGCACUGGAGUUGUGAACUCCAAGGCCGAUGUACCCCUCUGGCUUUUGUUCUAUGGAGGUAUCGCGCUGGACAUCGGUUUGCUUACCAUGGGGCAUCAGAUCAUGUCUGCUCUUGGUAAUCGUCUCACCCUCCAGUCGCCCUCGCGCGGCUUCAACAUCGAGCUUGGUGCUAUGUUCACCGUGAUGGUGUUCUCGCGCCUCGGCAUUCCUGUUUCCACCACUCACUGCAUCUCUGGAGCCACCACUGGCGUUGGCUUGUGCAACGGCGACGUCAGGUCUGUCAACUGGAAGCUUCUCGCCGUGAUUUUUGGCGGCUGGAUCGUCACCUGCCCUGCUGCUGGAAUUGUGACUGGUUUGAUCUUCUGGGCCAUCAUCUCUGCACCCAACCCUACCCCUGGAAACGGAUUCUUCGAGGGUCACUACCACGGUUAA
Molecule: messenger RNA, 1614 nt
Organism: Guillardia theta CCMP2712
Lineage: Eukaryota; Cryptophyceae; Pyrenomonadales; Geminigeraceae
Exons: 2
Coding region: 1-1614 (537 amino acids)
Biological process (GO): phosphate ion transmembrane transport
Cellular component (GO): membrane
Source: RefSeq, a predicted model, not a curated record